Molecule: messenger RNA, 3163 nt
Organism: Aedes albopictus (Asian tiger mosquito)
Lineage: Eukaryota; Metazoa; Arthropoda; Insecta; Diptera; Culicidae
Exons: 5
Coding region: 774-1589 (271 amino acids)
Source: RefSeq, a predicted model, not a curated record
CACGACCAUGUGCAGUGUGCGUGAUCGCAUAUUUUUCGCUGCUUCCUCAUCGUCUCGAGUCGAUGCUGAGCUAGCUAGCUGAUGGUCUCAUUCGCGUAGAUUUUUAGUGCUGCACAAGUGAAGUGAAGUCAGUGUUUUGCGACAGUGAAAAAUAAUUAAUGUUAUCGUCCUCCCCCACGCAGUGCACAGUGCUUUUCCGUGACGAAAUUGUGCAAAGUUGACUUUGCACAAUUCACAGCAAGUGCUGGAGCUCUGGUGCGGUGCGAAAAUCCUCCGAAAAAAGAAGUUCGAGAGAGCGAGAGACUGCUGUGAAAAGCGAAACUCCGAAACUCGCAUCAGGCAAAAAGUCAAAGUCUGGGACUUUUCUUUGUGUUCGUCCGUGUGGAGUCCGCCGUCGUCGUCUUUGCUGUCGUAGGAACGACGGAAGAACAGGAUUGCAAAGUUGGAAAAGUGACGAGUGGAAUAAAAUAUUUUUAUUGUGUUCAUAAGUCGCGUCGAGAGCUGUGUUUGCAGUGUGAUUUGAAGCGCACUUAUAUUUUUUCCAGUAAACCCGUACCGUAACAGAUCCGAAAACGUCUAAUCAAAGAUCGAACCGUUGUGGGGGUAACGAAGCCGGGGACAGCCAAGGGCAGCAGAGCGUGUCACGUCGGCUUCGUUCCGAAGAGCGGGAGGCACAGGGUUCAAAGCGUAGCAUCGGUGGAAGCAAAGACGGCGACGCCAGCAGCAGCAACAGUAGCAGCCAAAAGCGUCCCAGCAGCAGCAGCAACAACAGCAUGUCGUCCAGUUGUUGUGGGACGAAGAAGCCGAAGCUCAACGGGGGAAACUAUGCGAACGCUAAUGGACACUGUGCCGACGGGAAUCAGGGCGGGCGUGGCUCGUCCGGGAAAGGGCCCAUGGUGAACGGUCACACCAACGGGUACCUGAGCAACGGACAUGCUGCUGCAGCCGCCGGUGGCGAUGGCAGCCAAUCGAUGGCUGACUCCAUGCCGGAGAUGUGCUUUUACUGCUUCGAGGUGCUGUACCGGGAGUUGAACCAACUGGAGGAACCUCGCACACCGUCCUUCACCAAUGAACCCUUCCCACUGUUUGUCACUUGGAAAAUUGGGAAGGACAAGCGACUGCGCGGAUGUAUCGGAACAUUCAGCGCAAUGCGUUUACACUCAGGUCUUCGAGAAUACGCAAUAACAAGUGCUUUAAAGGAUUCCCGCUUCUCGCCCAUCACGCGAGACGAGAUCCAAAGACUGACCGUGUCGGUGUCGAUCCUGCAGGGCUUCGAGGAGGCCCGCGGUUACCUGGACUGGACGCUCGGCGUGCACGGUAUCCGGAUAGAGUUCUACAACGAACGCGGCUCGAAACGAACUGCCACCUACCUGCCGCAGGUUGCCACCGAGCAAGGAUGGGAUCAAACGCAAACGAUUGACUCGUUGCUGCGUAAGGGCGGCUACCGGGCUGCCAUCACGCCGGAGAUGCGUCGUUCAAUCAAGCUGACGCGCUACACGUCUCAGGAGUGCCACAUGACCUACGGCGAGUACCGUGACCUGCUGGAAAGACAAUCGCAAUACAACCAGCCUGGUAGAGUACAAUGCUAACAACACGUGUUUUAUCUGCCUCCGCCACGACCUCCGCCGCCACCACCGCCCAGGCAGCUAAACCAGCAUCCUCAACCGCCACAACAACAGCUACAUCACUACCAACAUCAACAGUUGCAAAGUCUGCAACCGUCGCCUAUCUGUCAACUGGUGUGGAACGGCACCGGCCAUGUCCAACCGCCGGACCAUGCUGUUGGUGGAUCCUUUUCCUCUUCAUCGUCCUUGUCAUCGUCCUCGUCAUCCUCGUCGUCCUUGUCCUCGUUCUCGCCGCCGGGGAUGAAUCCGGUGCAACCGUUUUCGUCUCACCAUCCGCGCCAUCCUUCGAUCCCGCCACCAUACCCGGUUCACCAGUAUCAUCCGCAGUUCCACCCGCAGCAGCAGCCGCCACAAGCGCGACCGCCGAUCGUUCAGCAGCCAUUCCUUCCUCCGCCGGUACCGGCCCGUUUCCGGUAUUUCAACUAAACGACCAUCGCCAUCACCACGGUGGUGGCGAUGGCAGCAGCGACAAGCGGUGUGAUCCAGGCAGAUAACAUCUAAUAAAUUAUAUGAACCGUUCUUAUAAAUACGAAUUAACAAACAAGUUUUUCUACCUUUGCCAAUCGUUCAUGGGCAUCAGUCGCGUGUGCGGGAACCGCUCGUUGUCGGCAGGCGCUACAAGGUACGGAACAAUCUGGGAAUGCGUUCUCAUCUUUGAAGUUGUGGAGGAUUGACACCUCCCCAUGCCGGCCUUCGUCAGCAAACAAUUGAGUUUGAACUAUCCAGUGUAUUGUGCUUGGUAUUGACGGCUUAGUUGCUUUUCAGUGGAAUCACUUCCAGUCUUCAUCAGUCGCUUUCCUGUCUCUAGCAAAUAUGGAAAUUUAACAGUUUGAAGUCUAUUUGUCUCAACAAUAAUGGUUUGAUUCCUGGAUCUCGUAAAUUUUUGGGCCAAUUUAGUGUCCCUGCAGUACCAAAGGAUUGGAAAUUGAAACUAAAACUUAGCUGGCAGUUCUUAUUUUAGCCUUGCCUGGAAGUCAAAUAAAAAUCUAUCUCUCUUAUUUGAUUAGUGAUGCUGAACCGUCAUCACCAAGCGCAAAAUACUGGAUAUGCCACGGAUUGAAAAUUAAAAAGCGGUGACUAAAUGUUCAUUAAAUAAUAAUUACUAACUAGCGAUAAAACACUUAUAAUAACACAUUGAGCGAUGAUGAUAUAAACAGAGUAAACACUAUUUUAAAGAUUAUGAUACAAAAACAAAACAUUUUUGAACCGAGUUUGAGCUGAUAAAAUUCCAAAACGAAUGAAAAAAGAAGUAAAAUAUAACAAAAACACACGCAGAUAGUCUCUAGCACGCGUCGCAAUCGUCGUCAGUCGAAGGCGCGACGCGACGCGACACCGGAUAAGUUGUGUUAUAAAGCGUUCUCAAAGCAUUAGUUGAUAAGAAUUAUAUAAAAAACAUAAUUGCUAACUAAUUGAAUUGUUGAUAUCCAACCAAUGACGUGGGACAUUGCUUCCCAUGUCUUGCAUCUCACAAGCAUCAUCGACCACCAAUCCAACAACCACCAUUGACGUGAUUCGUUCGCGGUGAAGGUUUUUUUCUU